AUGGCUAAAGCUCUCAAUCCAGCUAUGUUAAGAGUUGGUGGAAGAAGGGAAGACUUCCUCAUCUUUGACCCUAAUGAAGGAGACAAUAGGAUCUAUAAAAGAGACAUCGAUGACAAUGUGGGGGACUCUAAUUUCAAGAUGUCACCUUCACAAUGGGAUGCUGUAAAUACGUUUGUACAAAAUGUAGGUUGGAAGUUAAUAUUUGGAUUGAACCAGUUACUACGUAAUACUGAUGGAUCAUGGGACUCUAGUAAUGCAGAACAACUUAUUGAUUAUACUAUGAAGAAGGGAUAUCGUAGCUGGGAGCUAGGAAAUGAUAAAUUGUUUGAUUGGAUUAAUGAGUUACAAUCUAUUAUAAAGCAAACAUCAUUUACUAAUGACAUGUGGCUUGGAGAGACAUCUAGUACUUAUGGAGGAGGAAGAGCAUUGUAUUCAGAAAGCUUCAUUUCAGGAUUUAUGUGGCUUGAUAAAUUAGGAAUAACAGCUUACUCACAAAAGAAAGUAUUCCGUCAGGCAUUUGUAGGAGGACAUUAUUCCUUACUUGACACUAACCAAACCCUUUUACCAGUAAGUACUUCCAUAUAA
Molecule: messenger RNA, 585 nt
Organism: Gigantopelta aegis
Lineage: Eukaryota; Metazoa; Mollusca; Gastropoda; Neomphalida; Peltospiridae
Product: heparanase-like
Cellular component (GO): extracellular matrix; membrane
Molecular function (GO): hydrolase activity, acting on glycosyl bonds
Source: RefSeq, a predicted model, not a curated record